Molecule: messenger RNA, 1131 nt
Organism: Pistacia vera
Lineage: Eukaryota; Viridiplantae; Streptophyta; Magnoliopsida; Sapindales; Anacardiaceae
Product: tropinone reductase homolog At2g29290-like
Exons: 5
Coding region: 187-996 (269 amino acids)
Molecular function (GO): oxidoreductase activity
Source: RefSeq, a predicted model, not a curated record
UGAAAGAUAGCCACACAUUUUAGCUUUCUCAUUUAUCUUCAAUUGCAGUAAUUUUCCACGCUUAAUUUUUUCACUGGGAUUUUCAUAUUCUGCCACUAAUCAGUGGCUCUGGCUGACUGCUGAAUUGAUUAUAGAUAGUAUAUAAGUAAUCCUCAUUCGGAAAUAUAGCAAUGCAAGCUAAAGAGAAUGACUCAGGCAAAUAAUUGCGGUGGGUGCAAGAGAUGGAGUCUUCAGGGAAUGACUGCACUCGUCACGGGUGGAACCAAAGGGCUCGGGCAUGCUGUUGUGGAGGAAUUUGCAGAGCUAGGUGCCAUCGUUCAUACAUGCUCCAGGAAUGAAGCAGAGCUUAAGGAAUGCUUAAGUGAAUGGGAAAAGAAAGGUUUCAAAGUCAGUGGUUCAGUCUGUGAUGUAUCAUCUCGACCUGAACGGGAGAAGUUAAUGAAGCAAGUCUCCUCUCUGUUUUACGGCAAACUCAACAUCCUUAUAAACAAUGCAGGGACAAAUAGGACCAAACCCACUGAGGAGUACAAGGCUGAAGACUUUUCUUUUCUCAUGACCACCAAUUUGGAGUCCGCUUACCACUUGUCUCAACUUGCACAUCCUCUUCUGAAAGCUUCAGGAUCAGCAAGUAUUAUUUUCAUGUCUUCGGUUUGUGGUGUAGUAUCAGUAAGUGUCGGAUCCAUAUAUGCUGCUACAAAAGGAGCCAUGAAUCAGCUUGCCAAAAAUUUGGCUUGUGAAUGGGCAAAAGACAAUAUAAGGACCAAUUCUGUGGCGCCUUGGUUUAUCAGAACUCCCCUAGCUGAACCUCUUCUGAAUGAUGAGAAAUUAUUGGAGGAAGUAAAAUGGCGAACUCCAAUGGGACGAAUCGGGGAGCCAAAGGAGGUGUCAUCUUUGGUGGCGUUCCUUAGCCUACCUGCAGCCUCGUACAUAAGUGGACAGACUAUUUGUGUGGAUGGAGGAUUUACAGUCAAUGGCUUCUUCUUCCCCAGAGCAUAACUUACAAGAAACACCUAAAAGGCCUAUUCACACCAAGUUGCUUGGUGUGCUGAAUUGUACAUCUUCUGAUGAUAUUCGAUUAAAUAAAACCUUGUAAUAUCGGGGAAGAUAACAAUUGAAAUUACUCUUUAUGCA